AGCACAACAUGAACUUCUCUCAGAACGUAAACUACACUUUGCAGAGGAAAAUUUCCGAAAGCAUUGUUCCACCAGUACUCCAAUGCUUAUUUGGUAUUUUAGGCAAUUUAAUUGCGAUUGUUUUGCUGUGCGUGUCUUCGAGAAGACAUCGGUGGAGACCUUUCCACAGAUUUGUUUGUGGAUUAGCAGUGACAGACCUAUGUGGCAUAGUAUUUGUAUACCCUGCCGUUAUAGUUCGCUACGCAUCUGGAUUUACAUAUGAUUACCCAAAAGAAUUGUGUGAAUUUAUUUCUUUUGUUUUCAGCUUUUCGUUCAUGUCCUCAGCUUUGAUAGUGAGUGGAAUGUCCUUCGACCGAUUUUUGGCAAUUGUCUACCCCCAUAUUUACAAGCAUUCUCCAAACACCAGAGCCAAUGCUAUAUUGUUUUCAAUCUGGCUCUUCACGGCUAUAAUUUCUUCCUUAAACCUGAUGGGGCUAGGAUCCGUCAAAAACUUUUAUCCUGGGUCAUGGUGUUUUAUUGACUUUGCAAGCAGUGAUUUUUUGGAUAGGCUUAAUACUUACAUUUAUUCCGUUGUUGGGUUAAUUGUUAUGGCUGUUACUUCUUUCCUGAACAUUGCAGUCGUAGUCUCCAUAUGCAGGAGGCCCAGAGUUUCAUCAGACAUGCGUAAAGGAAGGAGGAAUGAGAUAUUCGUUAUUUCUUUUCUGUUUUCUAUUGUGACUUUGUUUUCGAUUUGCUGGAUACCUUUAAUGGUCCGAAUGCUGAUAAAUGCUAGUGCCAGUAAUCCAAAGAACGGACCAGAGGAGUUACUAGCUGUUCGAAUGACCAUCACCAACGCCAUUAUAGAUCCAUGGAUUUACAUCAUACUGCGCAAAGAAAAUCUCGUCAAAAUGUCGCAUUUGCAAGAGAGAUUGAAUAAUUGCUUACGACUGAGAACAGUAUAUAUUACCACAGAAUCCAUACCUGCUAAAGACGAAUCAAAUAUGAUGGAAAGUUCAGCGACAAACGCUGCUACAUGUUCUACGGAGUUAUAAACUGUAUCAAACUUA
Molecule: messenger RNA, 1046 nt
Organism: Saccostrea echinata
Lineage: Eukaryota; Metazoa; Mollusca; Bivalvia; Ostreida; Ostreidae
Product: prostaglandin E2 receptor EP4 subtype-like
Exons: 2
Coding region: 9-1031 (340 amino acids)
Biological process (GO): adenylate cyclase-activating G protein-coupled receptor signaling pathway; inflammatory response; negative regulation of inflammatory response
Cellular component (GO): plasma membrane
Molecular function (GO): prostaglandin E receptor activity
Source: RefSeq, a predicted model, not a curated record